Messenger RNA from Cutaneotrichosporon cavernicola, 807 nucleotides. RefSeq lists its product as uncharacterized. The record is from RefSeq and is a predicted model, not a curated record. The transcript is spliced from 3 exons. Bases 1 to 807 code for a protein of 268 amino acids. Gene Ontology annotation, cellular component: nucleolus. Lineage: Eukaryota; Fungi; Basidiomycota; Tremellomycetes; Trichosporonales; Trichosporonaceae.
AUGCGCGCAGGACUCGGGAAGACCAAGGAGAAGAGCUUCGACCCACACGACCACCUCGUGCGGCAAGGAUGGAAAGGAAAAGGGACUGCCCUGAAGCAUGGACACGCGACCCGGCCCCUGCCCGUCGUGCAGAAGAAGACGAUGAGCGGUAUCGGCAAGGACCGUGACGAGGCCAUCCCCUUCUGGGACCACAUCUUCGCCUCUACCGCAGCCUCUCUAGCAUCCGCAGCUACGUCGGGCGCCUCAACGCCGACCACCACCGAACCUCCAAAGCCAGCGCUAAGCAUCGCCGCGCGGAGCAGCAAGGAAAUCGCGAAGCGCAAGCUUUACUCUGGCUUCUUCCGGAGCACCACCGCGAGCAAGGAGCAUACGCCGCGGGCCACAGACGAUGAGGAGAGCUCGGGGAGCUCCAGUGAGGGGGCCGUGGAAGUGGUGGUAGAUGAGACGAUGGCUGUGAAGACACCCUCCGACGCCGCGGAGAGCUCGUCGAAAGCCGUCCGGCGGGCAGAGAAGGCGGCGCGCAAGGAGGAAAAGGCCGCCCGCAAAGCGGAGAAAGUGGCGAGGAAAGCUGAGGCCGAAUCAAAGCUCACAUCCCAAAACGAUGAAUCUGCGGAAGGGGAGAGUAAGGAGGAACACCGGGCGCGCCGCGAUGCACGCCGAGGCGAGCGAGCCGCCAAGCUCGCGUCGCGGGCGGCUAAGCAGGCCGAGCGGGGGGAUAAGGAAGCGCGGCGGGCGGCGCGCCAGGCCAAGAGACGAGACAAGGAGGCGCGGAAGGAGAGGAAACGCGCGCUCAAGGCCAAGGCUUGA